This is a messenger RNA of Dissoconium aciculare CBS 342.82, 5035 nucleotides long. Its product is annotated as ATP-binding cassette glutathione S-conjugate transporter. The transcript has 7 exons. Gene Ontology annotation, molecular function: ATP binding; ABC-type transporter activity; ATP hydrolysis activity. Gene Ontology annotation, cellular component: membrane. Bases 127 to 4917 code for a protein of 1596 amino acids. Gene Ontology annotation, biological process: transmembrane transport. Lineage: Eukaryota; Fungi; Ascomycota; Dothideomycetes; Mycosphaerellales; Dissoconiaceae. The record is from RefSeq and is a predicted model, not a curated record.
ACCAGCUGAUCGCAAUCAUAUUCUUUCGUCUCACUUCGCCGUCAUAGACACGCCGCCCGCGUAUAUCCGUCUUAUAUACAACCACGUCGCCAACCACUCCGCCUACGAACCCGUCUAAUCCAUGUCAUGAAUCUCUCACCUCAGCAGCUCGUCUUCGAGCACGAUACGCUCGCCAGCAAUGUCAGUGGCAUCAUCAGCACACAUAGCGACAGCAACAACGCCUUGAGAUUCGCUGCUACUUACCUCUCUGCCUCAAAGGCGGCUGAUCAUGCGCUAUGUGGCAAUUCUGAAGGAUGGGGACCGAUGAGCCCACAUCGUUGGGAUUUCACACCCUGUUUCCUCGAUAUAUGGAUCGUCGCCGUUUCAGUCUUUGGGAUUCUCGCUGGCCUGGCAAUGGUCUGGUGGUUAUACAAAAAGGUGGAAACGAAGCAGGUGGAGAAGGAUUGGCAUUUCUACACCAAAUUUGCCGUCUUCGCCGCUUUGGUGGGCACGGUGGUAGCACAGGCUGGCUUGCAGGUUGCAGAGUUUCCGGGCUUCUGGUUCAGGGAUAUUCGAUUUUGGACCUCGGUCAUCAACGUCCUGAGCAUUGUGAUCAUCGGAUGGGGACAGUAUGCGGAACACUCGCGCCUGCGACACGCAAAUGGCGUCGCAUUGUUCUAUUGGCUAUUCAUCAUCAUCGCCUAUGCUGUCAAGCUACGAUCUCUCAUCGAGCAGAGAUUGUUCGAAUCAUACGUCCCAUACUUUGCCGUCUAUACCGCCACCGUCGGUCUGUCCAUUGUGGAAUUUGCUCUCGAAUGGCUGGUGCCAAAGAAGAUAUCGGCCUAUGAUGCGAUCGAGGAGGAAGACGAAUGUCCUGUUGAGAACGCCACCAUCUUCUCCGCCCUGACCUUCUCAUGGAUGACGCCUAUGAUGAAGUAUGGCUACAAGGAGUAUCUCACUCAAGACGAUCUCUGGAAUCUUCGAAAGACUGACUCUACUCGGGCUGUCUCCGUCCUGUUUGAGGAAGCUUGGGCGCAUGAGUUGGACAAGAAAAAGCCAAGUCUCUGGAUUGCCAUGUUCAGCGCGUUUGGAGGUCCGUACUUCAUUGGCGCUGUCAUCAAGACUGGCUCGGAUUGCCUGGCUUUCAUUCAACCUCAAUUGCUACGCUAUCUCAUCGCUUUCAUCGACUCGUACCGAGCGGGUAACACCCCUCAGCCUCCGAUCAAGGGUGUUGCUAUUGCGCUGGCCAUGUUUGCUGUAUCCGUCAGCCAAACAGCAUGCUUGCACCAGUAUUUCCAGCGGUCUUUCGAGGUUGGCAUGCGUAUCAAGGCUUCCUUGACCGCCAUGAUUUACUCCAAGGCAAUGAAGCUGAGCAACGAGGGUCGUGCCUCCAAGAGCACUGGAGACAUCGUCAACCACAUGGCCGUCGACACGCAACGUUUACAAGAUCUGGCGCAGUACGGUCAGCAGCUUUGGUCCGCACCAUUCCAGAUCACGUUGUGCAUGAUCUCUCUAUACAAUCUCCUUGGCCUCAGCAUGCUUGCGGGCGUGGGCGUUAUGAUUCUCAUGAUUCCCAUCAACGGCUUCGUGGCCAAAAUGAUGAAGACUCUUCAGAAGCGGCAGAUGAAGAACAAGGAUGCUCGUACUCGUCUGAUGACUGAGAUCCUGAACAACAUGAAAUCCAUCAAGCUUUACGCAUGGACGACUGCAUUUAUGAACAAGCUCAGUGUCAUUCGUAAUGACCAAGAACUGCACACUCUACGCAAAAUUGGCGCGGUGACCGCCGUCUCCAACUUUACCAUCAACUCUGCACCCUUCUUGGUCUCAUGCACGACUUUUGCUGUCUUUGUCGCCACCUCUGGCAGACCACUCAGCACUGAUGUUGUCUUCCCUGCUCUGACCCUCUUCAAUAUGCUCGGUUUCCCUCUUGCCGUCCUUCCAAUGGUUAUCACAGCCAUCAUUGAGGCAAGCGUUGCUGUGAACCGUCUGACGGGCUAUUUCGUUGCACCAGAGCUCCAAGCAGAUGCCGUUACUCGAAGCGAGACUGUCGAGACUGGUGAGGAGUCCCUCCGUAUCCGUGAUGGAACUUUCACCUGGGACAACAACGAGGAGCUGCAUGUGCUUCACGACAUCAACUUCAGCGCGCACAAGGGUGAAUUGUCCUGCAUUGUCGGCCGCGUCGGCUCUGGAAAAUCGAGCAUGCUUCAAGCCAUGUUGGGAGACAUUUACAAAAUCAAGGGUGAAGUCACCGUCCGCGGUGCUACUGCUUACGUUGCCCAGAGCCCUUGGGUCAUGAACGCCACCGUUCGCGAGAAUAUCAUUUUCGGUCAUCGUUGGGAUCCUACAUUCUACGAACGCACCAUUCACGCCUGUGCUUUAGUAGAGGACUUUGCCAGCUUACCUGACGGCGAUGAGACUCAAGUCGGCGAGCGUGGUAUCUCAUUGUCUGGAGGCCAAAAGGCCCGCCUCACGCUCGCUCGUGCAGUCUACGCACGCGCUGACAUUUACCUCUUCGAUGAUGUUCUCAGCGCUGUGGACCAACACGUCGGCCGACACAUCAUCGACAACGUUCUUGGUCCCAAUGGUCUUCUCGCUAGCAAAACUCGCAUUCUCGCCACCAACUCUAUCCCGGUCCUCAUGGAAGCGCACUUCAUUGUGCUCCUUCGCGAAGGUCGUAUCUUCGAACGCGGCACCUACGAACAACUCAUGGCAAUGAAGGGCGAAAUCGCAAACCUCAUCAAGACCGCUUCAAACGAAGAAUCCUCAGCCGCCAGUGAAGCUGACGAUAGCACUGUUCAGACUAGCCCGGAUAGUCCAUACUCUGAAUCUACUGCUUACGCCGAUUCCGACAAUGAAGACGCCAAGGCUAAUCGCAACACCGCAGAUCGCAUUCUCGAACCUAUCAAGGCAAACGGCGUAAGCGGCUCGCAUCCAGCAACUCGUCGUCGCGAUACUGGCACCACCCUCCGUCGUGCUUCGACCAUUUCAUUCCGUGGACCCAAAGGCAAAGUGAUCACAGACGAAGAGGAUAACAAAGUCGGCAAGAGCAAAUCUCGCCAGGCUGCCGAGCACUCGGAGCAGGGCAAGGUCAAGUGGAAUGUCUACAAGGAGUAUGCCAAAGCGAGCAAUCUUGUCGCGGUGGCGAUCUACCUCGGAAUGAUGAUUCUAGCGCAGAGUAGUGGGAUCGGUGGCAGCGUAUGGCUGAAGCAUUGGGCCGAGGAGAACGACAAGGCCGGAGGGAAUCCCGACGCAGCACGAUAUAUCCUCAUCUACUUUGCUUUCGGCAUUGGCUCGGUGUUACUUGUUGUCCUGCAAACAUUGAUUUUGUGGAUCUUUUGCUCUAUCGAGGCUUCGCGCAAACUUCACGAGCGGAUGGCUUGGGCGGUUAUGAGGGCGCCCAUGUCAUUUUUCGAAACUACCCCCAGCGGUCGCAUUCUGAAUCGGUUCUCCAGUGAUGUCUACCGCAUCGACGAGGUACUCGCUCGCACCUUCAACAUGCUUUUUGUCAACGCUUCUCGAGCCAUGUUUACCCUGGCCGUCAUCUCCUUUGGUAUGCCCGCAUUCAUCGCGCUCAUCCUGCCCCUUGGCGCGCUCUACCUUUGGAUUCAGAAGUACUAUUUACGGACAUCUCGUGAAUUGAAGCGGCUCGAAAGUGUCAGCCGCAGUCCCGUCUACGCGCACUUCCAGGAAUCCCUGAGUGGAAUCAGCACCAUUCGCGCGUAUCGCCAGACCAAGCGUUUCUCCUUGGAGAACGAAUGGCGCGUCGAUGCCAAUCUCCGUGCUUAUUACCCCUCCAUCAGUGCCAACCGCUGGCUGGCGGUACGUCUCGAGUUCAUUGGAUCGAUCAUUAUCCUUGCCGCUGCCGGUUUUGCCGUUGUCUCGGUCAGCACAGGUGUCCCUCUCACUGCGGGUCUUGUGGGUCUCGCCAUGAGCUAUGGUCUGAACAUCACUCAAUCCCUGAACUGGAUCGUUCGACAGACCGUCGAAGUGGAGACCAACAUCGUCUCCGUCGAGCGUGUUCUCGAAUACGCCGCUUUGCAAAGUGAGGCGCCCGAAGUCAUCUCCAAGAACCGCCCGCCAAACAGCUGGCCCUCGAAGGGCGCCGUCUCGUUCAACGGCUACAGUACCCGCUACCGCCAGGGUCUGGACCUUGUGCUGAAGAACAUCUCCCUCAACAUCAAGUCACAUGAGAAGAUUGGUGUUGUCGGCCGUACCGGCGCCGGCAAAUCUUCCCUGACCCUCGCCCUCUUCCGCAUCAUCGAGGGCACCGAAGGAAAUGUCACCAUCGACGGCCUCAACACUGGCUCCAUCGGCCUUCUCGACCUCCGUGGUCGUCUCGCCAUCAUCCCACAGGAUGCCGCACUCUUCGAGGGCACUGUUCGCGACAAUCUAGACCCCGGCCACGUCCACGACGACACGGAACUGUGGAGCGUGCUCACCCACGCCCGUCUCCGCGACCAUGUGGCCUCCAUGUCCGGACAGCUCGAUGCGCGCAUCAACGAAGGCGGUUCGAACUUGAGCCAGGGACAGAGACAACUGGUCUCAUUGGCCCGUGCACUCCUCACGCCGAGCAACAUCCUCGUCCUGGAUGAAGCCACUGCCGCUGUCGAUGUCGAGACAGAUGCGCUAUUACAGACCACCCUGCGAAGCCCAAUGUUCAAAGAUCGAACCAUCAUCACCAUCGCCCACCGCAUCAACACCAUCGUCGACUCCGACCGCAUCGUCGUCCUCGACCACGGCUCCGUCCGCGAAUUCGACACGCCCCAAAACCUCGUCAAGAGCAAAGGUCUCUUCUACGAACUCGUCCGCGAGGCCGGCUUGCUCAGUUCUGUGGAAGGUGGUGCUUCAUCGCUGAAGGAUGUUGCUGUCUCUUCGACUGCGGCUGCGGCGGCGAGUGAGGCGGGGAAGGGGGAGACGGGUAAACCAUCUUCUUCAUAGGAUGAGGAUGAGGAUGAGAAGAGGGAGAAAGGGUGUGUGAGUGUAGAUGAAGGUGGAGAUCUGGAUAGGAUAGCAUAGAUUUUUUGUAUGCAUGCAUGCAAUGUAGUUUUUGGGGAGA